Molecule: messenger RNA, 393 nt
Organism: Racocetra fulgida
Lineage: Eukaryota; Fungi; Glomeromycota; Glomeromycetes; Diversisporales; Gigasporaceae
Source: the annotation of a GenBank genome assembly
UGGGAGAUGAAUUUAUGAAUUGGGAUGCUGCUGAAAGACAAGUUCAGAACUAUGCGAUGAAAGUUGGAUUUGAUCUGGUUAAACGUCAUCUUGAAAAAAAUAAGCAUGAUGAAAUUGUAUGUCAUACAUUUGAAUGCAAGACUUCUGGUAAAUAUAAAGCAAAAAAAAAGGCUGAUAAUGAAGAUGUUUGCGAAUGUAAAAGUGCAAAGGUGAAUUGUUCUUGGAGAGUCAACCUUAAUUUAUCUGGUGGCACUGUACAUGUCACUUUAUUGAAUAAAGUGCAUAAUCAUUCAUUAUAUAAGAAAAUACAAGAUGUUUCAUCAAAACAUCGUCGUCUCAGCCCUGAAAUGCUUAACGAAGUCGAAUUUCUUGUAAAUAUUGGCUGUGAAGCUA